UUUAGUAUUGUGCCAGUCGGGGGGGCGGUGACAUAUUUUACCCGUCAUCGUCCUACAUAAUUUUGUGAUUUUGAUAAAAGGCGAAAAUCAGUGUUUCAAAGUGUAUACUAGAGGUUUAUGUCUGGACUGAACGUGAUGAUGGCGGGACAGACGAUAAACGAUAGGCUGCUGGCCGCUCGCCACAGUAUCGCGGGCCAGGGACUAGCGAAGUCAGUAUGCAAAGCUACAACCGAAGAAAUGAUUGCGCCUAAGAAGAAACAUUUAGAUUAUCUAGUCCACUGCACAAACGAGCCCAACGUGUCCAUACCACAGCUGGCCAACCUACUGGUGGAGCGCACACAGAACACAAACUGGGUGGUGGUGUACAAAGCUCUAAUAACAGUUCACCAUCUGUUAGCAUAUGGCAACGAGAGGUUCACACAAUACUUAGCGUCGAGUAAUUCCACAUUUCAAUUAAGUAAUUUUCUCGAUAAAAGUGGAGUACAAGAAGGCGCUGCGGGGGCCCGGAUUGGGUAUGAUAUGUCGCCGUUCAUCCGGCGAUACGCCAAAUACCUGAACGAGAAGGCGCUCUCCUACAGGACCGUUGCCUUCGACUUCUGCAAGGUGAAGAGGGGCAAAGAGGAAGGCUCCCUCCGCAUGAUGAACGCAGAGAAACUGCUCAAGACGCUGCCAGUGCUGCAAGCUCAGUUGGAUGCAUUGCUGGAGUUCGACUGCACCGCCAACGACCUCACCAACGGAGUCAUCAACAUGUGCUUCAUGCUUCUAUUCAGAGAUCUCAUCAGAUUAUUCGCGUGCUACAACGAUGGUAUCAUAAAUCUGCUGGAAAAGUACUUCGAUAUGAACAAGAAGAACUGCCGAGAGGCUCUCGAUCUCUAUAAAAAAUUCCUAAUCAGGAUGGAUAGGGUCGGAGAGUUUCUGAAGGUAGCAGAAAACGUAGGGAUAGACAAAGGAGACAUACCAGACUUGACUAAAGCGCCGAGCAGUCUUCUGGACGCCCUUGAAGGUCAUCUCGCUAGUCUGGAAGGCAAGAAAGGAUCCGCUGCCAAUACUCCCACACAGACUGCUAGCGCACAGAAGAACGUAGCGAGCGUGAUGGGCGCUCUAUCUUCCACGUCGUCCUCGUUCGGCAACGCGGCCGCGUCCACGCGCCUCGACUCGCAGACCAACGGCAAUCUGUUCAUAGACGACUCGCUGAAACAGCAGGUGCUCGCGGAGGAGGAGGCCGCUAUGAACCAGUACAAGGUUCACUUAUAUCAAGGCGACGGGAUCACCGGCGAAGAAGACAUCUCGGAUAUAUCGGAGCGAUUCAAUAAGGUACAAUCUCCAACGAAUUCGGCUGCAAACAACCCAUUCCUGUCAACCGGACCCCCGGCAGGCCAGCCUCAAAAUCAGAACCAAUCUAUCGUGGACCUCUUCGGACCAACGCCGUCGGAUGCGACCAACACUAACACGAGCAAGGCUUCCGACGAUCUGUUGUCUUUGGGCAACCCUUUCGCGGACAUGUUUGGAGCGGCGCCCGCCACCACUGCGUCACCCGCGUGGCAGAGCAACGGCUUUGCCGCGUUCCCGGCCGCGCCGUCCGCGCCGCAGCCCAACACGUUCGUGUCCGAGGCUAACUUCACUAACGUUUUCAGUAACAAUGACACCGCAGCUGCCGCGAACCCAUUCAUGGGUAUGGGGGAUCCGACCCAACCAAUAACCGCAUCCCCGGCCCGACCUCCGCCUCCAAACGUCCAACCCAAAUCCGCCUUCGAUGACCUUGAGGAUGUCAUGCGAAUGUCACUUGGCGGGUCACCAGCUAAACAGCCCCAGCCGAUUACCCAACAGCCGCAGCCAAUGCCGUUCGGUGACGUCAUGAACAUGCCGAUGUCGCAGCCGAUGAUGUUUGGCUCCCCAGCAAGGCAACCGAUGAUGCCGAUGGCUGCCAUGGGACAACAAACACAACAACAACAGCCGGGCAAGGUGCUCACAGGUGACCUCGACUCUUCGCUGGCCCAGCUCGCCAACAAUCUCACCAUAAACAAAACAGCUUCCGCUCAAAAACCGAUGCUGUGGAGCUCGCCAAAGAAUGCGUCAAAGACCACCACGGCCUGGAGUCCGCAGCCCAUGCAGGCCACAACGGGUGCUGGAUACCGCCCUAUGGGCCACGGCAUGACGUUACAACCAAUGCCCCAUACAUUACCCCAUUCGCUACCCCAUACGUUCCACCCCCCGCAUUUUGUUCUGGACCAGUCUGCACAACAGCAACAGCCAGCCAUGGUAAUGGGUAUGAACGCGUCAAACAUGAUGCCGAUGGGCGCCAUGCAACCAAUGAGACCACCCAUACCCCCACAACCUACCAACCAGUUCAGUUAAACUGUUUGAUUGCAUAGUUUAUUUGAAAUUGAGUUUUGUGCCCUCGAUAUUGGGUUGAUUUCUGAACAUCGUUUUGUGUUUUGUCUUGCAAUACUAUAACGCGCAUGUGAAUGGUUAUUUGCAAAUUUAAACUUAGACAAAUAGUGCGUUCGAUAUAGCUGUAGAGUUGAAAGUAGAAGAUCGUGGAAAUUCAUAAGAAAAGAAAAAAGGAACCCAGUCAGUUCGCAACAGGUGUUGGCAGCUCAAGAAGAAAUUUUCUUAAUGGUAUAAAUUUGUAUUAACUAUCCCAAUUAAAAUGUGGUGUAGAGUUUUAACAGUCCUAAUAAAUUGGGUAUUUGCAUUUU
Pararge aegeria (speckled wood butterfly) is the source of this 2699-nucleotide messenger RNA. It is a transcript of the gene lap, whose product is annotated as phosphatidylinositol-binding clathrin assembly protein LAP. Gene Ontology annotation, biological process: clathrin coat assembly; synaptic vesicle budding from presynaptic endocytic zone membrane; clathrin-dependent endocytosis. The transcript is spliced from 18 exons. The record is from RefSeq and is a predicted model, not a curated record. Lineage: Eukaryota; Metazoa; Arthropoda; Insecta; Lepidoptera; Nymphalidae. The coding region runs from base 118 to 2355 and encodes 745 amino acids. Gene Ontology annotation, cellular component: clathrin-coated vesicle; synaptic vesicle; clathrin-coated pit. Gene Ontology annotation, molecular function: 1-phosphatidylinositol binding; phosphatidylinositol-4,5-bisphosphate binding; SNARE binding.